Molecule: messenger RNA, 2079 nt
Organism: Pyrenophora tritici-repentis Pt-1C-BFP
Lineage: Eukaryota; Fungi; Ascomycota; Dothideomycetes; Pleosporales; Pleosporaceae
Source: RefSeq, a predicted model, not a curated record
AUGGCAUCAAGACAUACAUGGGAGGCAGCAGAUGCUGGCGUUAUGCUUUGGCAGCCGGCUACGGAAACUGCAUUGGACUUGAUACCAGAAGAGCCACAGGAACCAUGGGAGACACUGAAAGAAGAGGAUAUACAAGAUUCUCUAGGUGGUAGUCACGACGACGAGGAAGAAGUGAUCCUUCCUUCCAUCGAAAAAUUCAGCUCUGGGACACAUGUAAAAGAUGAGCUUGUGCAGCAUCUUUACACGUUGCGGUCAUCGAGUCCGUCUACUGCUUGUGCUGACAAGGGAAGCCAUAUGCAAGACGCAUCAUCAUCAACAAUACGAGCUCGUUCGGUAUCGUCGUCGACUUUCUCUAAUCUAUUAUCCGGCAUUGAGCUGUACGGGCAAUCCGAGUCUCCUGUGCGGCCAACAGACGGACAGGAUAUUACUGGAUCUCCACAGAGUCCCUCAAACUCAGCGAGUUCUGGGUCAGAUUGGGCUGACUACGAGUUCGUUGCUUCCUCGCCUUGUCCUAAUCGAGGACUUACCAGUCAACUACUGGAGACACCUAUUGCGAACCCCCUGCAAAAGCCUUUGGAUUCUGGGAUGGCCACCUCACGAGAAACGACCGAUACCGUACCACAGGCGGUGGAUUCAUGCGGUAGAGCAGCACUCAUAGCAUUACGAGGUUUAGAAAGAGAUCCACCCCAUCACUGGGACGAAGACGAAAGAGAGCUCCUAGUCAUUCUCCAUCGAUGGUAUGAAGACGCGACACCAACAUCCAUCUCACAGGUUUUCAACGCGGUGACCGGUCUACAGCUUUCACCCCGUAUCGUACGAAACCAAUUCAAUAAUUACAUCUUGCUGUACGGCGGUCGGGCGUUCCCAGAGUACCAGCGGGUUAUGGCAGUUCCUUUCUCUGACCCCAAGGUAUACAAUGAGAUUCGCGAUAUUAUUGAUAAUACAGCAAUUGAAUUUGGUAUUAAUCUACCGCGCAGAAGGGUUGAGGUGAUAUUCGAAUCGGGGCAAGCACGGUCGGCCAAAUCACCAAAGACGCGUAAACAUUAUAGGAACCUUGUUAGACGUGCUGCGGAGAAGGAAAGGGAGAAACUUCGCGUACUCAGACAACCACAAUCCAUGGAGCCAGAGCCAGAGCCAGAGCCGGAGAAACCUUUACGAGCCUGCCUGAUAGGGCGGACGACUCUAGCUCCCAAUCCUGAAUGGGAAGUUGAAGACAUAUUCUUCGAUGUAGAAGAACCUCUGGCUUCGAGGAGCAUUUUGCCUAGAACUUCAUUAAUUGUUCCACAUGGAACUCCAUCAAGACCUCAUCCUAGUACCCGUCACAUCGGCUUCCGCGUCUGGGACGGGGAUAGCAGAACCAUGUUCACGGAAGAAGACGGCUUUGUUAGCGAAGCGUUUGCACGAUUCUGGAGUGGGGAUUAUCCACCGCCUUUCUCUCCAGAAGAAGCACAAGGUCUCCAAGCUCUCAAGAUCUUGACUAACCUGCAUCUUUCCUUGAGUGGCGGUGCCUCGACAUUUGUUUCCGUCUCGACUAGCCUCUUGCAGGCCUUGGUGAAAGCAUCGAAUAUGAAAGAGCCAAUAAUCGCAAUCAAACGAAUGGUCUGGGCCGACGUACAAGCCGAUGCUAUCCUCUCACACUUCCCACUCGCAGACCUGCAGUCCCUCUCGAACCAGGACCAAACAUGCAGUGAAAUACUAAGCCUACAAUGCAUCCAGCCCGGAAAAAGAACCAGUUCUGUCUCGUCCAAAAUGCGCGCCCAGAACAAGAUGCUCAAUACUACAACGGCCAAGGCAAUGGCCGCUGUGUGUCGAACCUUUGGCAUGCACCGCAAAAACGUGAGUCUGGCACAUGUUCAAGGCUUGGUGGCUAGCCUGGUCGAUUCAUUCAGUGUUCAAGCGAACAGCGCCACAGAUAUUCAUACUACGAGUUCUAUUGCUAGUGCUUUUGCACUGGCGCUGCGUUCGAGAGUGCAUCUUUAUCAGCAGGUUAUGCAGGCUUUUCAGGAUGGUAUUGGUCAGGGGAUGGAGAGUGUUGAGUAUUAUUCCGGGAGAGGGCGUCGUGGUGCUGCGGGUAUGUGA